Glycine soja is the source of this 1888-nucleotide messenger RNA. RefSeq names its product proline dehydrogenase 2, mitochondrial-like. The transcript has 4 exons. The record is from RefSeq and is a predicted model, not a curated record. Lineage: Eukaryota; Viridiplantae; Streptophyta; Magnoliopsida; Fabales; Fabaceae. Bases 273 to 1742 code for a protein of 489 amino acids. Gene Ontology annotation, molecular function: FAD binding; proline dehydrogenase activity. Gene Ontology annotation, cellular component: mitochondrion.
UGAACUCUCGCUCAGCUCAUGAGACUAAGAAAAAAAAAAUACACAACUAACAUGACCUAUUAUCAAGGAACCAAGACAAAGAUCAUGCACCACGUUAAUUAGUUACUUCAAUCCCAUCAUCAUCAUGACUAUGAAUAUCACGUGCACCCUACGUGGUGAUCACGCCUAUAAAAACCCCUUCUCCAGAGAGAGGAAAACCAAACCAAGGGAGAAACCAACCAACAAUUCUAACACCGCCGCCACCACCAACAACGUACCUCUUACGUUGUUACAUGGCCACUCGUGUUAUCCCACCAAGAAUCCUAAGGAACCUUCGCUACAACACCGCCACAAAGCCCCUCAACUCCUCCCACCCUCCUCUCUCCCCGUCUCUCUCUCCUUCUCUCUGCAUCCCAGCUCCCCCGCCGAUCUCCGCCGUGCUUCCUCCCUCCGACGACCUCAGCUUCCGCGACGUCGAAAAGCUCUUCUCCUCCGUCCCCACCACCACCCUCCUCCGCUCCACCGCCGUGCUCCACGCCACUGCCCUCGAGCCCAUGGUUGACUUCGGCACGUGGCUCAUGCGAUCCAACCUCAUGCAAGUGCCUGGCCUCAGUGACCUCAUCCUCGCCACCGUCCGCAACACCUUCUUUGACCACUUCUGCGCCGGCGAGGACGCCACCACCACCGCCGACAGCGUCCGCCACCUCAACAAGGCCGGCCUCCGCGGCAUGCUCGUCUACGGCGUCGAAGACGCCAACAACAACGACGCGUGCCACCGCAACUUCAAGGGCUUUCUUCACACCAUCGACGUCAGCAGAUCGCUUCCCCCUUCUUCGGUGAGCUUUGUGAUCGUGAAAAUCACUGCAAUAUGUCCCAUGAGCCUGCUUGAAAGAAUGAGUGACCUGCUUAGAUGGCAGCACAAGGACCCUUCUUUCAGUUUGCCAUGGAAGCAAGAUUGCUUCCCCAUAUUCUCCGAGUCAAGCCCUUUGUACCACACAAGCAAGAGACCCGAGCCCCUCACCCGAGAGGAAGAGAGUGACCUUCAACUUGCCAUGCAAAGAUUCCUUGAGCUUUGUCAAAAGUGUGUGCAAGCCAACAUUCCUUUGCUGGUUGAUGCAGAACACACUUCUGUUCAGCCUGCUAUUGACUACUUCACAUACUCCUCUGCCAUCUUGCACAACAAAGGUGAUAACCCCAUUGUGUUUGGGACCAUUCAGACCUAUCUCAAGGAUGCCAAGGAGAGACUGGUGCUGGCAGCAGAGGCUGCAGACAACAUGGGAAUCCCAAUGGGGUUCAAACUUGUGAGGGGUGCUUAUAUGUCAAGUGAAACAAAAUUGGCUGAGUCUUUGGGGUAUUCGUCCCCAAUUCACAACACCAUUGAGGACACUCACAAGUGCUUCAAUGACUGCUCUUCUUUCAUGCUUGAGAAGGUUGCUAAUGGCCCUGGUGGAGUUGUUCUUGCAACUCAUAAUGUUGAGUCAGGGAAACUGGCUGCUGCAAAAGCACAUGAACUAGGGAUUGGAAAGGUGAACCACAAGCUUGAAUUUGCACAGCUUCAUGGAAUGUCAGAGGCACUUUCCUUUGGAUUGAGCAAUGCAGGGUUUCAGGUGAGCAAGUAUAUGCCAUUUGGACCUGUGGAGACUGUUAUGCCAUAUCUUUUGAGAAGGGCUGAGGAGAAUAGAGGAAUGUUGGCUGCCUCGGGCUUUGACAGGCAACUGAUGAGGAAGGAGUUGGGAAGGAGACUAAAAGCUGCUUUCUUUUAAUUUUUUUUAUGGGACGAGUUAAUGAGAUGUAAUAAUGUCUUUUAGGCAACACUAGGCAAUUUUUUGUACAAAAUUAGAGUAUCCUGUGAUCUCUUUGAAUGGUGCAUUCAAAUCAAUGAAAUGUGUCCGUUGUUUUAACUCUUACA